AUGAUGGAUUUGAAUGUUGAAAAUGAGAUUGCAGCAGCUGCUGCUGCCGCUGCCGCUUUUGCUGCGUACGGAUCGGUGCGAAAACAUCGCACGUACGGAUCCACACGUGUGAUAGUGGCGUUAAUCAAAAAUGCCACCGAAUGCCAUUUUUACCAAAAAUAA
Messenger RNA from Histoplasma mississippiense, 162 nucleotides. RefSeq lists its product with no specific name. Bases 1 to 162 code for a protein of 53 amino acids. NCBI's taxonomy places the organism in Eukaryota, Fungi, Ascomycota, Eurotiomycetes, Onygenales, Ajellomycetaceae. The record is from RefSeq and is a predicted model, not a curated record. The transcript is spliced from 4 exons.